This is a messenger RNA of Fusarium vanettenii 77-13-4, 1029 nucleotides long. RefSeq lists its product as uncharacterized. The transcript has 4 exons. Bases 1 to 1029 code for a protein of 342 amino acids. Gene Ontology annotation, molecular function: oxidoreductase activity. The record is from RefSeq and is a predicted model, not a curated record. NCBI's taxonomy places the organism in Eukaryota, Fungi, Ascomycota, Sordariomycetes, Hypocreales, Nectriaceae.
AUGAAGGCAAUUCAGAUCAAGGCGUUCAAUACGCCGUAUUCUUUAUCCGAGGUCCCCAUACCAACCCCGCGUCCUCAUCAACUUCUGGUCAAGAUCAAGGCAGGCGGUUUUUGCCACACGGAUUGCAUGGCCCUCGAGAACGCAUUCAACUCUAAACUGCCCUUCAUUGCUUCACAUGAACCUGCUGGCGUUGUGGUCCAGGUUGGCUCAGAUGUCACUGGGUUUGCAGAGGGAGAUCGCGUUGGUUGCAUCAACUUUGAGAGCUGCUGUGGCGUAUGCCCCGAUUGCAAGGCAGGAACACCCAUCUAUUGUGACAACCCCCUGAUGAAGGGUCUAACCACUGAUGGCGCAUGGGCCGAAUACAUGGUAGCAGACGCUCGGUUUACCGUCAAACUGCCAGACUCAUUGGCAUUCCCCACCGCAGCUUGUCUGAUGUGUGCUGGCAUCAGCAUCUAUGGAGCCAUCAAGCGCGCGCGAGUACCACCCGGGGGAUCAAUCGGCAUCGUCGGAAUUGGUGGACUCGGCCACAUUGGAACCCAGCUUGGCAAGGCAAUGGGCUACCAAGUUGCUGCCAUUGAUGUUAAACAGGACGCCUUGGAUCUAGUUUCAGCAUACGAUUUGAAACCGGAUGUUACCAUCCUUGCGACGCAGCCAGUUGUUGCUUCUGUCGAAAAGAUGACCGCCGUUAUCAAUGGCCUCUACCCCGGCCUCGAUGCAACCAUCCUUGCAACCGAUGCGCCCGCUGCCUUUGACCUUGCCGCCGAGCUAACACGUAAGCACGGGACCAUGGUUCUUCUAGGGCAGCCAGAUAAGGGAAUCACAAUGUCUUAUCGAAACAUCAUCUUCCGCGAUAUUAAGCUGAUAGGGUCGCUUAUUGCUGAUCGGGAUGAAGCUGAGGAACUCGUUUCCUUGGUGGCGAAGCACAAGAUCAAGGUUCACGUUAAGGAGUGGGCACCCGAAGAUGCAGAGGAGAUGAGGCAAGAAUACUUGGCAGGGAAGAGCAGCGGGAAGAAUGUUGUAGUAUUCUGA